Molecule: messenger RNA, 1560 nt
Organism: Botrytis fragariae
Lineage: Eukaryota; Fungi; Ascomycota; Leotiomycetes; Helotiales; Sclerotiniaceae
Product: putative benzoate 4-monooxygenase cytochrome p450 protein
Exons: 8
Coding region: 1-1560 (519 amino acids)
Molecular function (GO): oxidoreductase activity, acting on paired donors, with incorporation or reduction of molecular oxygen; monooxygenase activity; heme binding
Source: RefSeq, a predicted model, not a curated record
AUGGCCUUCACCCUCCCGGCAACUUUGCCACAACGACUCAUUAAGCUAGAUGCACAAUCUAUUAUUUUUUUUGUUCCAACUACUCUUUUCUUCUAUUUCAUUGGGCUUGCGAUUUACCGUCUAUGGUUUCAUCCUCUCUCGAAAAUCCCUGGGCCGCGACUCAUGGCAAUGAUCGACAUAAUCAACCAAUGGCGCACUAAUGUCGAUGGAACUUUUAUCCACGAGGUAUCUCAGCUGCAUAAGCAAUUUGGGCCACUAGUCCGCAUCGGACCUGACCGCAUUGCCGUCGACGGCAGUAUUGGCUUUCCUGAGGUGUAUAGCCUCAAAGCUAAAGGUCAGUCUGGGACUUUCGACAAGGUCCAUGAUUACAUUUUCAGCGGUGACCAUAAGACGAUAGUCGGGGCUCCUAACGAAUUGCACCGCCGGUUGAGGCGAACUCUAGCUCCCGCAUUUAGUGAAACGGCGAUCCGUGAACAAGAAGUCAUUAUCUCAAAGCUGGUAGACAAACUAGUAGAGCAGCUAACACGCAAAGCUGAGCUUGGAGAGACUGUAGAUUUUUUGCAGUGGAUGAACUUCACAUUCUUUGAUAUCAUUGGCGAGCUUACCUUCGCGAGAACGUUCAACUCACUUGAGACCGGUGAAGAGCAUAUCUUCAUUACCAAUUUCUUUCAUAGUGUCAUAGGAAACUCUUACAACCGCUUUCUAAUGGCGUAUCCCUACCUCUCCAUUCCUUUCAAUAUGAUACUUGGUCGCAAGCGAGUUACAUCAGCGAUGAAUGGAAACUUGGAAAAUAUAGUAAUGGCCCAAGAAUUAUCAAAAGAGCGUAUGAAAAUGGGCGAAGAGCCAAAGCCAGGUCAACGCGAUUUCAUGACUCACAUGCUAAAGAAAAAUCGAGAUGGCGAGCAAGCAAUGCCGGAUGAAGAUAUCAUGCUGAACACAAUGAUUUUGAUCGUCGCAGGAAGUGAGACGACUUCAUCUGCCAUGACUUAUUUCUUCUACAUAUCCAGUAUGAAUGCAGCUCAAAAACAAAUUUUGCAAAAUGAGAUCCGCAGCACCUUCACUGACGAGUCGGAAAUCAACAUGAUAAACUGUGGCCAGAUCAGUUACCUACAGGCGUGUAUAGAAGAGACUCUGCGAAUGUUUCCUCCAGCGGCUGAGACGCCACCGCGUGUGUCGCCUGGCGCCAACAUUGGCGGCGAGUUCAUCCCAUCGGGGACUAUCAUCCACGUAUACCCUUGGGCAACAUUUCGUAAUCCAAACAACUUCACAGACCCGGACUCAUUCCGACCCGAACGUUGGCUUCUCCCUACACACCCACACUACGACGCACGCUAUGCAAAAGACAACCUUGCCUGCGUCAAGCCCUUUAGUCAUGGACCUCGCGACUGUAUAGGGAAGAAUCUGGCCUAUAAUGAAAUGCGCCUACUCAUAUCUCGCCUCCUCUUCCGUUUCGAUUACGAAUUACUCCCAGGGCAAGAGACAUGGCAUGAUAACCAGAGGGCUUUCCUACUCUGGGACAAACAACCGCUAAAGGUGCGAUUUACUGUUCGAAAGAAUUGA